Molecule: messenger RNA, 342 nt
Organism: Catharus ustulatus (Swainson's thrush)
Lineage: Eukaryota; Metazoa; Chordata; Aves; Passeriformes; Turdidae
Product: vegetative cell wall protein gp1-like
Exons: 1
Coding region: 1-342 (113 amino acids)
Source: RefSeq, a predicted model, not a curated record
AUGGCGGCGCCGCCCGCGCGCGGCCACCCCGCGCCGCGCCCCCUGCCGGCCGGGAGGACCCCGCCCCGCGCCCCAGCGCCAGCGCGCCCCCUGCCGGCCGGGAGGACCCCGCCCCGCGUCACCGCGUCAGCGCGCCCCCUGCCGGCCGGGAGGACCCCGCCCGCGCCCCGCGUCAGCGCGCCCCCUGCCGGCCGGGAGGACCCCGCUCCGUUACCCCGCCCAGCGCCAGCGCGCCCCCUGCCGGCCGGGAGGACCGAGAGCGCCGCCCUGACCAUCGAGACGGGAGCGGGCGCGCGGAGCGGCGCGGGCGGGGCUGUGGCGGGUGUCAUGGCGGCGGCGUGA